AUGCGCUUCUACACUAUCGCUCUCCCGUUGCUCGCUGCCAUGGCUUCAAUCCCCUCCACCAUUGCCGGGCCCAUCGCCUACGGCAUCUGUCAGACCGGAUGCAACGCCCUCGCUGUCGCCUGCUACGCCGGUGCCGGAUUCACAUUCGGGACCGUCGUAGCAGCCCCCGCGGGCCCCGCUGCAGUCCUUGCUUGUAACGCAGCUCUGGGAACUUGUUCAGCGGCUUGUGCCACGACUGCGCUUAUCGCGCCCAUUCCGUGA
This is a messenger RNA of Gloeophyllum trabeum ATCC 11539, 261 nucleotides long. RefSeq lists its product as uncharacterized. NCBI's taxonomy places the organism in Eukaryota, Fungi, Basidiomycota, Agaricomycetes, Gloeophyllales, Gloeophyllaceae. The coding region runs from base 1 to 261 and encodes 86 amino acids. The record is from RefSeq and is a predicted model, not a curated record. The transcript is spliced from 2 exons.